AUGACUUAUAAAACAAAUUGUCAUGGCAUGGUAUUAUCAAUGUUUGUAGGAUUUAAUCAUAAUCAUUACAAUAUACUUCUCAUGCAAGCUUUAUUAUCAGAUGAAAGCAUGGAAUCUCAUGUUUGGAUGUUUAAAGAAAUAUUAAAAGCAACUGAUAAGCAGCCAGCUGUUAUAAUAACUGACACAGAUCUCACAGUAGAUUCUGCAGUUCACCAAGCUAGUUCUUAUCUUGAAGUAUUAUAUCACAACAAGGCCUAUUGGGCCCACUGUUUUAUAUGUUUUAAAUUCACUGGUGGUAUGAUAUCAUCUUCCCACAUAGAAUCAGUGAAUGGGUGCUUAAAACGAUUAUUAUAUAGUUCAAACAUUUCUUUAUAUGAAUUAAUGAAUGAAAUUCAUCGUCUUUUGGAUUUUCAAGACAAAAAAGAAGAAUAUAUCUUUUGGAAAUUAUCUGUCUCUUGUAUUAGAAGUCAAAACAAAACAAAUUUCCUUUUUAAAAAAAUCGAUAUAUGUUUAGAAAAAAUUCUUAUGCCUAUUAUAUUACAAAAACAACAUGCCAAAAUUAACUAG
Messenger RNA from Cetraspora pellucida, 567 nucleotides. Lineage: Eukaryota; Fungi; Glomeromycota; Glomeromycetes; Diversisporales; Gigasporaceae. The record is from the annotation of a GenBank genome assembly.